Messenger RNA from Dermacentor andersoni, 2630 nucleotides. Lineage: Eukaryota; Metazoa; Arthropoda; Arachnida; Ixodida; Ixodidae. The record is from RefSeq and is a predicted model, not a curated record.
AGAAAACAGCAUCUGGCCUCACGAGAUAGUAGGUUUCAUACCAUAUCUUAGCGCUGAAGAUACCAUGAUAAGGCUGCAACACGAUAUUAUAGACAAGCCAAAGACCAAAGAUACGACAGCAAUAUUGGGCAUAGACUUAACCAAAACGUUUGCUAUUGUCAGCCAGUCGGCCAUCCUCGACGGCCUGUCAGAUGUUAACGUAGGGAAGAGAACCUUCCACUACGUAAAAUCUUUUCUCAAGGACAGAACAGCGACCCUGCACAUGCAGAGCCUCAGCUCAGAAGAGAUUAAAUUGGGCAACAGGGGCACUCCGCAAGGAGCCAUCCUAUCACCCUUCCUAUUUGACUUAGUUAUGAAAGACCUCUCGCUCAAGUUAGGAAGGAUCGAAGGACUAAAGACGAGCGUCUAUGCAGACGACGUCAACGUUUGGCUCAAAGAGGGCAGCGAUGCGUCUAUCGAAGGCUCCAGCGGGCAGCCGACAUCACAGACCUCCAUGCCAAAGCUAAAUGGCUGAGCUGCUCCAGACGAAGUCGCAACUACUAAUCAUCAGACCCCGGACGAGGACAGACAACGCAUCUCCUGCCAAAAUCUCGAUAGACUUGCCCCCGAAUGCAGAGAUCUAACUUGGCUCGAACUUGACUUCUGGCAGUCUCAAGACAGCUUCGCCGCGCGUCUUAAAUCGUUCUCGAUCUUGCGGACGACUUGCGAACGACUUGGCUGGGUCGAAGUCCGCCCGCGUUUCAAGUCUGCUCCCGGGCUAGCUUGAAACUGACUUCGUGCGGUAUUCCAACAUGGCAGCCUCCCGAACGGAUGUCGCGCGCAGGUUAGCUGCUUUCGAGUUUGCUUGCCACGCCAUGGAUACAGCAUUUUCAGAGGCGCAUUCCUUGCCAAGAAUUCCGCGACCCGCCCUACGUGACCGAGGGAAUCCGAUGGAGCUGUACGACGACCAACAAUUCCUCGGUCGCUACAGAUUCACGAAGAACGCCGUGCGACAGCUUCUCGCUAUGGUGCCUAUCCGGGAAAGCGGAGACAACAGAGGACAGCCUGUGCCUCCCAUGCUGCAGUUGCUGAUGGCUCUGAGGUUUUACGGUGCUGGCACGUUUCAAACAGUCACCGGGGAUCUGGCCCGCAUUCCUCAGUCAACAGUGUGCCGCGCAGUUGGAAAGAUGACUUUGCUCAUCGCGAAGCACCUGCGCCCGAUGCUGGUGCGCUUCCCGCAGUCGGCCAGACUUCCCAAAGUGAUGCGGGAAUUUUAUGAAGUGGCUGAAUAUCCUGGCGUAACCGGAUGCGUUGAUUGCACACACGUGCGCAUUAAAAGCCCCGGCGGUGACGACGCGGAGGUCUUCCGUAACCGCAAGGGCUUUUUCUCCAUCAUCGUGCAGGUAAGCAAUGAAAAUUGAAACACUCUGAACAGUUUAGCUCGCCUGUAUUUCGUGUACUGCAUGUGUUGUGCUUUUUUUUUCUUUUUUAUUAUUCUUGCGGGACGUACAUUCAUAGCUCGCUUGUAUCGAGCGCUGGCGGAGUAUAUUAAUGCAGCUAAUAUGUAGGGGCUCGGAGCUUGUACCUUCGUCGCAUGUUUUGCUGCGCUCGAGGUCCGUCAUUUUAUUUUAAACCCAGUGAUUGUAUUAGAAUGUACCUUCGUUUCCUAUAAUGUGCAUGACUAUAACAUAGUAACACUUUAUUUUCUUUCAUUUUUUUCGUUUUCUGCUUGCCCAUUAAUGCGGGUUUCGCGGGGGUUCUUAAAGAAGGACUACUGUCUGCGGUUUGUGAUCGAAAGACUUUAUCGACAGUGAUUGUGUGCAACAACAUGCAACCGUACUACACGGGUAGUUUAUCCCGAACUCACGAAGUAAAUGCGCCUUAAUUCUGCUGAAUGAUAUGUUGCUGCUUUGACGCAGGCUGUCGCCGGACCACACUUGCAAUUUUGUGACAUCGUUGCCGGCUGGCCAGGCUCGGUGCACGAUAGCCGAAUUUUUGACAACUCCCGCUUGCGGGUGCUCUACGAGGAGAGCAGGGUGCCUGGAAUGUUGCUGGGAGAUGCGGGGUAUGCAUGUCAGCCAUUCUUGCUGACACCGCUCUCAGAUCCUGGCCCAGCACACACACCACAAGGAAGGUAAGUUAACAUGUCGGUGACGUUGCAUGAUGGAAACAUGGACCACGUUGUUGAGGUGUGGCAUCGAAUCGUAAUGCUUGUGGGAUAACGUGCAAUAAACCUUUAUACAAACAGGAACCAGAAAGCCUACAUAAGGACACGCAACAUUGUUGAAAGGGCGUUUGGCGUCCGGAAGCGCCGCUUUCCUUGCCUGGAUAUGGGGCUGCAGCAUAAGGAGGUAAAGAUCGUCCUCAUUACAACAGCCUGUGCAGCACUGCACAACUUGGGUUGUCUGCUGAAGGAGCCGUAGCCUCCUGUUCACAGAGUUCCCCCAAGCCCCUCCAGCACGACAACGGCAAAUCCAACACUGCACUUGCCACCAGUUGAUCGCCUCACUGACAGCUUUUCAGGAAUGCAAGCACGGCAGCUACUUAUCCAGAAGAGCUUCACUUAGCGUGGCGGCGUGGUUCUCCUGAAGCAGCCGCACACGGACAGCAUGCUCCUCCCUCGGGAGCUCUGAACGGACGUCGUUUUCAGC